Messenger RNA from Akanthomyces muscarius, 1092 nucleotides. RefSeq lists its product as uncharacterized. NCBI's taxonomy places the organism in Eukaryota, Fungi, Ascomycota, Sordariomycetes, Hypocreales, Cordycipitaceae. The record is from RefSeq and is a predicted model, not a curated record. The transcript has 6 exons. The coding region runs from base 1 to 1092 and encodes 363 amino acids.
AUGCGCCCUUUCUUAGUGCAUGCUGUAGAUUCCCAGUUUAGUUCUGACGAUGCCUUUCUCUUCUUUUCAUAUACAUGCAGCCGAUCUCAGUCAAUUCACCUUGUUCUCCUGCGCCAGCUGUAUUAUACUAGGCGCCCAUCCUCGAUUUUUCUGAGCCCUUGUCAAUUCAGGUUCAGCCCUGUUGCGAUCGUGCCGCGCUGCGAUCCGCACCACGGGUUUCACUGUGACGGCGAGUCCCGAUUCCGGCUUGCCGAUACCCGAACUAUUAGGCACCCUUCCGAUCUCCGCAUUAUUACCCAACCUCACAAAAUAAUGACGCUGUAUCCUGGUGUGGCUUUUGUGACUGGUGCAGGCUCUGGGAUCGGCCAGCAGACUGCCGUUUCAUUUGCGGCAGAGGGAUGCACCAGAAUUAGCAUUGCCGACACCGACGUCGCUCGGCUCCAAGACACCAAGGCUGCUAUUCUCGCCGUCGCCCCAGAUGCACACGCUCUUGUCUUUGCAGUCGACGUGCGCGUGGAAUCAGACGUUAAAAAAGCAAUAGAGGCCACCGUCGAAACUUUUAAGCGUAUUGACUAUGCAGUCAACUGCGCAGGCAUCUAUGGCCCAGAAGCUGCCUCGACAGAUCUUGAGACCUCGGACUUUGACAAUGUAUUUUCAGUGAAUGCGCGCGGCGUAUGGCUCUGCAUGCGCGAGCAGACGCGCCAGAUGAAGACGCAAGAGCCGCUACCGUCGCAUGACGGCCGACCAGGCUCACGGGGGGCCAUUGUCAAUGUGGCCAGCAGCCUUGGCAUCUCACCCAUACCAGGAAAAACACCUUACGCCGCGUCCAAGGCGGCAGUUAUCCAGAUGACCAAGUCAGAUGCUCUCGAUUGCUCACCAUACGACAUUCGCAUCAAUGCCGUUUGCCCAGGCAUCACCGACACGUCGUUUACUGUAGAUAUUCCCGAGGACGGAGCUGCGGUGCGUGGGAUGCCAGUGCCGAGAAAGGCGACGCCGCAGGAGAUUGCAGACGUGAUCCUGUUCGCCGCCAGCUCCAAGGCGUCCUUCCUGCAGGGCGCUAUCAUUUCUGCCGACGGCGGACACACCAUCUAG